CCCUGAACGGAGAACGUGAUUUGUUUAUGAAUCGUUGAAUUGGCGUACAAACGAUUCUUACAGGUUUAUAUUUCCCCCAAGUCAAUGUGACAUGAGUCGCACUGAUUGAAAGGUGCACCCUAAUCAUAUAACUUUGUAUUCUAUUCGAUUUACUGCCGCGGUUACGGGAGUGAUUUUAUAUCAACAAACAACACUCCAUCCAAUGACGUCGGCGAUAUCGGCACAAUGGGCUUUCGCGACAAGGUAUUAAACGAGGAAGCGGACCGGGCUUCAAAGGAAGCCGUCAAGGGCGGCUUCAUUGGAGCUUUGAAAUGGGGAGCCGGUGCUGCCAUUCUAGGCGCAAUCGGAUACACAAUGUCUCCUGUCUACCGAGCAACGACGGUCCAGUUCAAAGUGUAUCUCCAAAUGUCGGGCAUGGUACUCGGGGGCAUGAUUGAGGCAGACUGGCGACUGCGGCAGUUUGAGCAGCAGAUGAGACUGCAACGACGAGUCCAGCGUGAAAAAGACCGAUGGGCACGCUACGAGGAAGAGUACGGCAAGGGAGACAAAUAAGAAGGAUGAAAUAUGCAUGUAUAUAGGAGUUAUUUUUAUUUUUAAAUUUUGUAUUCCAAAUAAAUCAUAAUGUAAGAAAGCUAUGCAUCUAUGCGGACAGUCUUGUGCCCACAACGUGAUACAUGGAGCUUUUCCCUUAGACCCAACGCCAAACAAAUGCAACUAGGCUACACAAUCACUUUCUCUUCUAUUUUGUCGAGACCUUGAACCGCUUGGGAUCCAUGUUAAUCUUGCACAGGCGGACAACGCAGCCACUUAACUGCAGCAGCGUCUGCACGCCCUCGAGCACCUUCAUGUGCGUGAAGCCAAUCUCCUUGAUAAACUCCAGCUUGGAGUGCUCGCUCAGCGUAGGAAUCGUCUUAGUGACGCGGAACAUGGUGCUAAUGAUGUCAUGGCUCGAGUAGCCCAGGUCCCAGAGCUCGCGGAGCGUGUCGAGCGCCGAGUCGACAUUGCCCUCGUAGCACGCCUUGAGCAUGGCCUGCACCUUGAUUGGGUGCGGCGAGUCGACCACCUUGAAGACAUUGUCGCCCGAGACGAAGCCGAAACCGGCAUGUGUAGAUUGCAAGUUGUUGAUGGCUUGACGCAUGUCGCCUUCGGCCGUGAAGACGAGGGCGGCCAGGCCGUCGUCGCUGUAUUCAACCUUUUCGGCCUCGAUAAUCUGCAUCAGGCGCUUGACGACCUGCGCGUCGGUCAGUUUGGCGUAGCGCAGGAUGGCGCAUCUCGACUGCAGCGGCUCGAUGAUCUUGUUGGACUGGUUGCAGGCAAAGGCGAAGCGGGUCGUGUUGGAGUAGAUUUCCAUGGUACGGCGGAGGGCCUGCUGCGCGCCCGAGGUCAUGCUGUCGGCUUCGUCGAGAAUGACGAGCUUGUGGCGGCCAGCAGGGAGUGUGACUUUCUUCUGGGCAAAGCCCUUGAUUCGGUUGCGCACGACGUCGAUACCGCGCUCGUCACUGGCGUUGAGCUCGAGAACGGCCUCCUUGUACGUGUCGCCGAGCAGUUCGCGGGCCAGGCAGAGGACACUGCUGGUCUUUCCGAUACCAGGCAUGCCGGAGAUGAUGACGUGCGGCAUGUUCCCUUCCUUGGCGAUGAUCUUGAGGCGCUCAAUGGUUUCGACGUUGCCGACUACAUCAUCGAGGAAGACGGGUCGGUAUUUCUCAACCCUAUGGGAA
This is a messenger RNA of [Torrubiella] hemipterigena, 1718 nucleotides long. The record is from the annotation of a GenBank genome assembly. Lineage: Eukaryota; Fungi; Ascomycota; Sordariomycetes; Hypocreales; Clavicipitaceae.